This is a messenger RNA of Phytophthora nicotianae INRA-310, 585 nucleotides long. RefSeq lists its product as hypothetical. The transcript is spliced from 2 exons. NCBI's taxonomy places the organism in Eukaryota, Oomycota, Peronosporomycetes, Peronosporales, Peronosporaceae. Bases 1 to 585 code for a protein of 194 amino acids. The record is from RefSeq and is a predicted model, not a curated record.
AUGUACCUGGCUUAUGGUACACAUGACGACUACCGCAAAACAACCAAUCAGAUUUUCUUUAUGCUUGAUGUGAUUCGCUGGGCAUGUCGUCGUCGCACCAGCGACACGGACAGCGGCACCAAUGUGUCCACGCCACCGAAUUCUCAUGCUACUGGACCCGGCUCUGCGCUGGCCCGACCUCCCGCUGCAACGUCAUCCGCAUCGUCCGUGUCGACACCAUCCCCUCCGCCUAAUUCGCCAGCACGUCGACCGCACGUAGCUCCCAUGGGGCGUCAGGCCGCCAUCCACGCCACCCCAACUGCCCCGAGACGCAAACACAAGGCCACACCACCGCGUCAACGUCCCAGUAGCCCAACCACAGCAACACAGGCCGUCAAGAGAAGGAGGAAGCCCGGCGAGCAUGCAAAUUGCAACAGGCGAGGACGCCAGAACUUGGACGGCAGCCACCACAAAUCAGCACAUCAUGCACACGAACAUGCUCUCCGAUUUUGCUUGCCUUGCUUCAGUCGGCGCGAACGUGUGGGCCGCUCGUCGCGGAUAGUGCUGCCGGCUUAUCCACGGCUGCGGCAGCAGUGUCUACGAUAG